Molecule: messenger RNA, 825 nt
Organism: Aegilops tauschii subsp. strangulata
Lineage: Eukaryota; Viridiplantae; Streptophyta; Magnoliopsida; Poales; Poaceae
Molecular function (GO): protein dimerization activity
Source: RefSeq, a predicted model, not a curated record
AUGGUCAUUUGGCAUGACAUUCUAUUUGCUGUAGAUUCAGUAAGCAGGAAGCUGCAAUCACCAUCCAUGUGCAUUGAGACUGCCUUAAAGCAAAUAGAUGGUAUGAGGACUUAUUUUGACACUUAUAGAGAGGAAGGGUUUGAUUCUAGUGUGAUCAUUGCCAAAGAAAUCGCAGCUGCAAUGGGUGUAGAGCCAUCAUUUCCAGUAAAGCGUCGUGUUUCUAGGAAGAAACAAUUUGAUGAAGAUGACAAUGAUGAAGCGAUAUUGGAAGCUGAGAAGGAUUUUAAAGUCAAUUAUUUUUUGAUUAUGGUUGAUAAGGCGGCCACUUCACUGAAAAUUAGAUUUGACGAACUUGAGUCAUUCAAAAAUAUAUUUGGAUUUUUAAUGAGUUCAACGGCCUUGAAGUCAUUGGACCGUUCUGAACUUAAAGACAGUUGUACAAAAUUUGCAAGUGCUUUCUCUUCGGGUGGUUCAUCUGAUGUUGAUUUAAAUGAUCUGAUUUCUGAGUUAAUUGUUAUGCAGUCAACUUUGCCCGAUAGAACAAUGUCUGCUAUGGAGAUUUUUGAGUUUGCGAGGGAAGCAGAUUGUUAUCCAAAUAUUGCUAUUGCAUACCGGAUUUUCUUUACUAUGCCUGUUACUGUGGCAUCAGCUGAAAGAAGUUUUUCGAAGUUGAAAUUGUUGAAGAACUACUUGAGAUCUACAAUGUCGCAAGAGAGGUUAAAUGGCUUGGCAACUUUAUGCAUCGAGAAAAAUUUGGUUGAUAAAAUUGAUAUUGAUACCAUCGUUAGUGAUUUUGCAUCUCAGAAUGUUAGAAGAAAAAUUUGA